AUGGGAUGCGAAAUCGAGCCCGAACAACCGGAUGACAUGGACUUAGUCCUCUCAUCCAUGUGGCCGGAUGACAUAAACGAGGCGGGCCGUCAAUUCAAUGUCGAAAAGCCCGGCCCAGCUGGCAUGGACAUGCUCGACGAGAUCACCAUCAACAAAGAGCCCAAUAUAGUUGAUUUCCAUCGGUUAAUGGAGCUCACAAAUUACAGUGACAAAGGCAAUUGUCAGUUAGCCAAUCUGAUCAAAAACUGGGAAUUCAAACAAGAAAACGCGGUCCGUUUACUUCGAGAGGAGCUCGACACGCUCAGCAAGCAACAGCAUGAAGUCGAGCUGAAAAAGCUCGAAAUUCUCGAAGAGCACAGGUUCGAGUUGGGAAGUGACAAGAGGCCUGUCUCGAUUUUGGAUGAGAAUAUGAAGUAUUUGUAUCAAGAUUUGCCGAGGAGGAAAAGUGACAUGGAUUUUUGGAAAAAUGAGAGAGUGGAGAUAAAUGAUGCCGAGUAUGGUAGUGUGGUGUAUUGGAAGCAAAGGUGUGUGCAGCUCGAGAAGCUUCUAGAAGAGAGCUUGAGAAGGGAACAAGUUCUUCUCGAGAAGCUGCAGGAAAGUAUCGAGAAUUUGGAGAGGCAAUCCUCGCCGGUCGAGGAGCUUUCGCAGGUUUUGAAGAGGGCCGAUAAUUUCUUGCAUUUCGUGCUUCAGAAUGCGCCGGUUGUGAUUGGUCAUCAGGAUAAGGAAUUACGAUAUCGGUUUAUUUUUAACCAUUUUCCGAGUCUCGGUGAGCAGGACAUCAUAGGCAAAACGGAUGUGGAGAUCUUUUCAGGUGCCGGCGUGAAAGAAUCACAAGACUUCAAACGGGAGGUUCUCGAGCGAGGACUACCCGCAAAGAGAGAAAUCACAUUCGAAACCGAGCUAUUUGGUUCGAAGACAUUUUUAAUCUAUGUCGAACCCGUUUUCAGCAAGUCCGGUGAGACAAUCGGAGUAAACUACAUGGGAAUGGAAGUAACCGAUCAGGUGAGGAAGCGAGAGAAAAUGGCGAAGCUUAGAGAAGAAAUGGCGGUACAAAAAGCCAAAGAGACAGAGCUUAACAAAACGAUCCACAUAACAGAGGAAUCGAUGAGAGCGAAACAAAUGCUGGCCACAAUGUCUCACGAGAUAAGAUCGCCUUUAUCUGGAGUUGUAAGUAUGGCCGAGAUUCUGUCGAACACGAGUCUUGAUAAAGAACAAAGGCAGAUUUUGAGAGUUAUGUUAUCGUCCGGUGAUUUAGUUCUUCAGCUGAUUAACGAUAUCCUCGAUCUUUCGAAAGUAGAAUCAGGAGUUAUGAAAUUGGAAACUACUAAAUUUAGACCAAGAGAAGUGGUAAAGCAUGUUCUUCAGACAGCAGCAGCUUCAUUACAGAAACUACUUACCUUAGAAGGUCAUGUGGCAAACGAUGUUCCGGUGGAGGUUGUUGGAGAUGUUCUACGCAUCCGACAGAUCCUCACGAACUUGGUGAGCAAUGCCAUCAAGUUUACGCAUGAAGGUAAGGUCGGAAUAAACCUCUACGUGGUCGAAAAAACGGGACACGAGCACGAAAACGGGACUUGUGAAGAAAAUGCAAUACCAACCUUAUUCAAGAAGUACAUGCAAGUUGGUGCAGACACUGCUCGAAAAUAUGGGGGGACGGGACUUGGUCUUGCAAUCUGUAAACAACUGGUCGAGCUAAUGGGAGGCCACCUGACCGUGUCCAGCGUGGAAAACGAGGGCUCGACAUUUACGUUUGUGCUCCCUUACAGAGUCUCCUCUGCCUCCGAAUCAAACUCGGACGACCUGGAUGAGCUGUCGGAUUCUGAUCACCAAGACAUUCUCGACGAGGACCUUCGCUCGGGAGUUUUUCUUUUCCCUCCACGAACCCUCGGCACCUUAUUCUCCUCCUCCCAAGCUUCCGGAAGGAUCCAGAAGCUCGACACCUUAUUAUUGGAGGACUCGUUGUCCCCUAAACAUUUCAUGUCGUUGCAUGAAGAAGUUGGGUCGUGCGAGGUGGGAACUAAUUCGGAUAGCCAUGCAAAGAAAACCGAGAACAUAUUCGACAAUAGUACGGAAAGGAAUGGACGAUUCUGCCCCUAUGUUCCGGAAGUUACGGCAUGUGGGGAGAAGAGGGGUCGGGAUGAAGGGAGUUCCGAGUGCUCGUCGAGCAAUAGUACUUUUGAGAUGAUCUCGAGAGUUGGUUCAAGGCCCAAGAUUCUUCUUGUGGAGGAUAACAAGAUUAACGUUAUGGUGGCGAAAUCGAUGAUGAAGCAAUUGGGCCACGAGAUUGAUGUAGUGAAUAAUGGGGUGGAGGCCGUCCGCGCGGUUCAAACCAACGACUAUCAUCUAAUUCUAAUGGACGUGUGCAUGCCGGUGAUGGACGGUCUUCAAGCUACGAGACUUAUCAGAUCGUAUGAAGAAACCGGUACUUGGGAUGAGGCAUUGAAGGCCGGAGUCGAAAUUCAGUUGCCUUCUCCGAAUGCGAUGUCGGAAAGUGCAGACGAAUGCUACGCAAAUGGGAUGGACUCGUUUGUGUCGAAGCCGAUAACUUUCCAAAGCUUGAAACAAUGCCUACAACAGUACCUACCAUGA
Molecule: messenger RNA, 2586 nt
Organism: Striga hermonthica
Lineage: Eukaryota; Viridiplantae; Streptophyta; Magnoliopsida; Lamiales; Orobanchaceae
Source: the annotation of a GenBank genome assembly